Molecule: messenger RNA, 2997 nt
Organism: Scleropages formosus (Asian bonytongue)
Lineage: Eukaryota; Metazoa; Chordata; Actinopteri; Osteoglossiformes; Osteoglossidae
Gene: rnf144ab
Product: ring finger protein 144ab
Exons: 8
Coding region: 228-1127 (299 amino acids)
Biological process (GO): protein ubiquitination
Molecular function (GO): ubiquitin-protein transferase activity; zinc ion binding
Source: RefSeq, a predicted model, not a curated record
CUAAGGUCCGACCGGCGCGAGGCAGUCUCGCUCGUCCUGCAGCAGAUUUCGCAUGACAUGGAUCAUCGCGCGCGUUCUCCCCCAUCGUGAUGUUGUUGGGCCGUUACGUUAUGUGUGUGUGUGUGGCAUGAUCAUGAGCCGAAAUUUACAGAGCUAGCGCUGAAACGCGCACGGCACGGACCUCCUCCUGGCUCCGAGAGUAAGCGGACCCCCGUCUCCAAGGAACCAUGACCGCCGCCCGGUAUCGGCCCACCUGGGACCUGGCCCUGGACCCGCUGGUGUCCUGCAAGCUGUGCCUCGGAGAGUUCCCCAUGGAGCGGAUGACCACCAUCAGCCAGUGCCAGUGUGUGUUCUGCACUCUGUGCCUGAAACAGUACGUGGAACUUUUGAUCAAAGAGGGCCUUGAAACUGCGAUCAGCUGUCCGGACUCUGCUUGUCCAAAACGUGGACACCUGCUGGAAACGGAGAUCGAAUGCAUGGUUCCCGCUGAAACGAUGCAGAGGUACAGGAAGUUGCAGUUCGAGAGAGAGGUGCUGCUGGACCCGUGCCGGACCUGGUGCCCUUCCUCGUCCUGUCAGGCCGUGUGCCAGCUGGCUGAGGCGGACCCAGGGUCGGAGUCUGGGGAGCCAAAGGCACGCCCCGUGCUGUGCCACGCCUGCAGCUUGGAGUUCUGCUCCGCCUGCCGUGUCGGCUGGCACCCGGGCCAGGCCUGCCGUGAGAGCCUGCCCACCGCCACAUUCCUGCCUGGGGAGAGCAGCCCCUUCUACAAGAGCGAGGAGGAGGACGCCCCUAUCAAGCGCUGCCCCAGAUGCAAAGUGUACAUCGAGCGGGACGAGGGCUGCGCCCAGAUGAUGUGCAAGAGCUGCAAGCACGCCUUCUGCUGGUACUGCCUGGAGUCGCUGGACGACGACUUCCUCUUGAUACACUACGACAAAGGGCCCUGCCGCAACAAACUGGGCCACUCCAGGGCCUCAGUCAUCUGGCACCGGACACAGGUGGUGGGCAUCUUCGCAGGGUUCGGCCUCCUGCUGUUAGUGGCGUCACCCUUCCUGCUGCUCGCCACACCCUUCAUCCUGUGCUGCAAGUGCAAGUGCUGCAAGAGGGAUGACGACCCUCUGCCCACCUAAGGGCCAGGAAGGCGGGGGCCUCUGAAGAGGCCGCAAGCCUGCUCUGUCACCCUCACUUCUCCCUCCCUCCAGCCCAGUGCAUUUUGUUUUUGUGGAGGGCUGGUGCUGUUUGGAGCGUCUCGCCCCAGGGUUGCGCAGACGCGGCCUUCUGUCUGAGGGGACGGUGGCUAAUGGGGAAUGCUCUGUGUGUGUGUGUGUGUGUGUGUGUGUGUGUGUGUGUGUGUGUGAGAGAUGAAGUCACCAUCACCAUGGAUGGGGUUUGGCAUGAGAAGCCAGCAGGAGAGGGGACACAGAGUUUGCUCUGAGACAUCUUCUCUGAGCUCCUUUCUCUGGAACGGGUUUCUUCAUCCCUUGACGGGAUCGGCCCUUGUCUUUUACCACAUUCCCAGGUGAAGUAGCUUUCUUCUUUUCUCCCUCCCCUCGUGUAGCUGUGCUCUUUGCACAAGGGGACGCAAUCGCCAUCACCAAGGGCGUUUCGUGGCACGGAGGCCUGCGUAAAGGGGACCUCGACGGGACGUGUCGCACUUCAGCGCGUCUUCACUUGCUCUCAUCUUCACUGCUUUUAUUUCUCUCCACCAUCAAGGUGGAAGCAAGGCUGAAGAAUGUUUACUGUACCGGGAUCAGCAAAUUUCUCUUUCGUUGAGCCAAACCUUUGGAAUCACAGACUUUUUUGUUAUUGUAAAAAAAAAAAAUAAGGAAAAAAAAAGUGUUCACUUUUGUAACACUUUAUAAAUGACAAGAUCUUGAAACUUGAAAUAAAUGCAAAAAGAGUCCCGUUUGCCUUUGUCACAAGCACUUUUUGUCAGUUCACAUAGUUUCCUCUCAUGAGAAGCUGCUCUCAGAAGGUUAUGAAGUACAGGACCUUCCAGAAACAUCUUUUAAAACGCACAACAAAUAAUGUUUUUGCUUGUCUGUCUCCCAACUGGUGUCAUUUUCCAGCUGUUGAGGCCCAGUGUGAAUGUGGUAUAAAUUGGCUGUUCUGUAAUGUAUCUCUAUGAAACAUCGCUGUAGUUAUUGUUUAUUUCAGGCCAUGUGAAUAUGCCAGCUGACGGCACAUACGGGGUUUAUCAGGAAGCGCUGAGCCGCUUUUGGUUAAAUACAUCUGAUCGGGUGAUGCUUGUAACCUCCUCAGUGUACCGCAGUGAGGCGACAGCAGGUUUUCGGAGAGUGCGCGCACAGUUUUGUAUGUUCACGUAGCAUCGCACUUUAUUGUAUCUUCGGUCUGUGGGCGAUCUCGCAUGCAACGUGUCUGGGCACCGUGGCGGCCUGCGCUUGACGGAUCGGCCCGUCGUAGCACUCGGAGUUUUUUCUCCCACACGUCAGUCAUGUUGUAGCACUUCGAACCGCUGCUUCGUUCUCAGCGUGACAGUAGCCGUAAAUAAAUACUAACGUGAUCUGUUAAAGAGCUACAAACCGAGCCUAGAAUUAACCUUCAACUACCCGUAAUCCGACCAAGGUGCUUCUAGUCAGUCCUCAAUAUUUGGUGUUUUCUAGGUACCGAGUAAAACACGUUCACAUCGCAUCUUAACGGUCCUUUCUUUUAGUGCUCGAGUUCUUUUUUGGAAAUUCUUUUCGAAUGCAGUUUUCCUGCAUUUGUGUUGCAUCGCACAUCUUGUGCGUGAGAGCAGCUCUGUGCACACAUCUCAUUGUGUUCAUUUAGACAAGUAACGCUUGUGGCAUUGUUUCCAUCCUGGAUUUCAGUAAUAUUAAACGUACAUCAGACACCGGUCGCUCUUUUCUUGGCUUUUCCUUGUCAACCGCAAAAUGUGUCAGCUUUAGUGCGGUUCCUCUUUGUCUCCUCGGACAGUUAUAUUACAUUAAAUUACAUUUAUUCAUUUAGCAGACGCUUUUGUCCAAAGCGACGUACAUC